AUGCUUACUGUUCAUGUGCAGAAUGCAGGAAGAGACUGCCCAUCGUUCACGUACCACGAAUUGGAGAGAGAAUGCAUGAUUUAUACCAGUAAUGCGGCGUCCGUAACAUCAUUGGCAUUUUUACCAUCAGCAAAAACUGACUUCAACGUUCGUACUGCAGUCAAAUUCUGUUAUCCAGAAAGUUUGAGAGUUUUUGAACAGUGCUCCGAGUUCGUAGCAUUCCGGGAUUACACGCUGGACGUUGAACCCCGUGAGAUCUUCGAUGACAUGCCAAGAAGCCGCGAUGGGCUGCAUGCUUGCAUCGAACUGUGCGUUCUUGCGCCUAAUUUCCAUUGCAAGGUAGGUGAAUACAUGAGACGGUGA
Molecule: messenger RNA, 363 nt
Organism: Gongylonema pulchrum
Lineage: Eukaryota; Metazoa; Nematoda; Chromadorea; Rhabditida; Gongylonematidae
Source: the annotation of a GenBank genome assembly